Messenger RNA from Coccidioides immitis RS, 792 nucleotides. RefSeq lists its product as uncharacterized. The record is from RefSeq and is a predicted model, not a curated record. NCBI's taxonomy places the organism in Eukaryota, Fungi, Ascomycota, Eurotiomycetes, Onygenales, Onygenaceae. The transcript has 3 exons. The coding region runs from base 1 to 792 and encodes 263 amino acids.
AUGGCUCUGCAAAUGUGUAAAUUGGCAGCAGCUCAGGACAAGCACUUCCUGAUGUUCACAAAGAAGAAGCCAGGGCAAAAGCCCUUGGCUGUUAAAGAAGAGUCCACUAUAAUGGGUGAUACACUCUGUGGCUGCUGUUUGACAUUUGUGUAUACAGUACAUAUCAAAAAGCCUUGUUUCCACAAGCAAGGAACCACAAAGGCCUGCACCAAUUAUGCAGGAGAUAAAAAAGCCUGUGCUCCUGUCCCUUCAGAGCUGCAGAAGGAAGUGGCAGCAUUGCUGUCUGAUCAUGAUGAUUUCCUCAGGCUUAAGAAUGCUGCUGGUCUCAGUGAAUUGCUUGCCAAAAUGGCACCUUCAUCAGUCCAAACUGACAAAUCCUCUUCUCCUUUCCCCUUCAAUACUGAAGUUGGUGCUGCCACUUUGGCAGUGUUAGAAAAGCUUGUGUCCAUUCAAGCCAAACAAAAAGAGCUUGUGGAGCAUACAUUCCACUCUGUCAAGACAGAAGAAAUCAUCUAUAAAUCAGCAGCCAAGAUAGGCCAAUUUGCUGCUGUCCUGCCCUCUGCUGUGUCUGCUCCUCCCCCUCCCUCCCCCACUCUGAUCACACCUUCUCCCUUUGUUCAGUUGCAGCUGAAUAUCUCUGUGUUGGGCCUGUCUCCAACUGGAGACAGUGGAGCUGAUUUGCUUGAAAGUAUGAUCAAGCAGCCUGAAUGGGCUUGUCCUGACAAUUCUUCUGUGCUGGUUUUAUGCCCUGUCCCUGAACCAGAGACUCCAACUGGGGAGGCUCAAAUUUAA